AUGUCAAGAGCUCGACAAAAUUGUAUUCACGAAGCUUUGCAGCUAGAACCUUCAGCAUACGCCGAAGAAGUUGGAUACAAAUGGCCUACUCCUGAUCGAAGGUUGGCUGCGACAACGAAGUCAGGUCGAAAUCCGCUGGCUGUAAGAGGCCAGGAAGCUGGAUCAUUGGAGAAACUUACAGAAGAAUUUACGAGCAAACUGUCCGAUGUAUUCCCAGGCCCGCUGGUUCUGCCCGAUGAUGAACUGGCGAACGACCCCAAAUAUCCACCUCAGUCGUUCCGAUCAUGGCUUAAUGAACCGCUACGCAAGAACCGCAAAAUUAACAAAAAGCGCAAGACGUUGUAUGUUGCGAACACGCCUGAAAUCACGCUUGGCGUGGAUUAUAUGAAGAAAUGGCUGGAGCCAAAGGUUAAAAAGAGUCCAAAAUUGGCCAGUGGGAAGUUAGAACCGCCGUCAGAUCAUGCCGUCGAGUAUACGAGAGCGUUUUACCAUAGAUUGUCUGUUGAAGCAUUUCCCAUCCAGUUGCAGUUCGUUCCGUGGACGGAGCCAAAGAAGUCGGCAGAGCCAAGCAACGGGACUCAGUAUGUUGGGCUUCUCGCAGGUAAUAACUGCACUCGCAUUCGCACGAGGCCAUCUCCGGAUGGAAUUUUUGGAGGACAGUUAAAUCUCGAGGAUCUUCUUGAUGCCGCUAUCGAAAUGGUGCCUAAAGAAGCAUAUUCUAUCAUUCUACUCAUUGAUCACGACAUGUACGAGGACGAGGAUGAUGACUUCUGCUGUGGUAGAGCAUAUGGAGGCAACCGCGUGUCGGUAGUUUCUACUGCACGAUAUCAUCCCGCUCUAGAUAGCCAUGCUGGAAUCGAUUUCGCGCACAUGUGGCCUGCCUCUCAUUGCAAGUCCUAUGUCGACGACGCAGGUACGGUAAAGGGUCUCCGACUACACCCCAGGGAGAACAAUGAGGGGGGAACUAUGUCUGGGCCGUUAUGGGUCGCCAUGGAGGCAGCAAGAAGUCUUAAAGAGCCCUUAACUCUGGAGGACCGAAAGGGUCUGUGGUUCUCUAGAAUUGCAAGGACGGUGGUACAUGAGCUUGGUCACUGCCUUGGUUUGGACCAUUGCGUUUAUUAUGCUUGUGUUAUGCAGGGCUCGUCGCGGAUAGCGGAAGAUGUCAGACAACCCCCCUAUCUAUGUCCCGUAUGCUUAAGUAAAGUUUCCUACGCAAUUGCUUGUGAAUUAGAAGGACGGGAUGAGGAUGGUAAGGAAGAAUACAUUAAGGAGCGAUAUGAAUCACUGGCGAACUUCUGCGAGUUGUGGGAACACGUUGGCAUGUUUGCUGGGUACGGAGCUUGGUUGCGUGCAAGGCUUGAAGGCCUUGAACAACAAAUGUAA
Daldinia childiae is the source of this 1383-nucleotide messenger RNA. RefSeq names its product Archaemetzincin-2. NCBI's taxonomy places the organism in Eukaryota, Fungi, Ascomycota, Sordariomycetes, Xylariales, Hypoxylaceae. Bases 1 to 1383 code for a protein of 460 amino acids. The transcript has a single exon. Gene Ontology annotation, molecular function: metallopeptidase activity. The record is from RefSeq and is a predicted model, not a curated record. Gene Ontology annotation, biological process: proteolysis.